Molecule: messenger RNA, 1784 nt
Organism: Aspergillus ibericus CBS 121593
Lineage: Eukaryota; Fungi; Ascomycota; Eurotiomycetes; Eurotiales; Aspergillaceae
Product: putative C2H2 finger domain protein
Exons: 2
Coding region: 138-1784 (548 amino acids)
Cellular component (GO): cytoplasm
Molecular function (GO): zinc ion binding; nucleic acid binding
Source: RefSeq, a predicted model, not a curated record
GCCAAGCGUACUCUGAGAACUUGAGCGGAAAGUUUUGCCGUGUCAUCCCUAUCACAUUUUAUUAGUAUAGACAAUCACGACUGCAUCUCACCCAAGGGUCAAUAUUUCAUCACUUUUUGAGAUUGCUCUUAAGACCCAUGGGCCAGUUUCACUCCACGACCAACGGAAAGGGCACCGAUCCUCCAGCCGGACCCCCAGAUAAGAAACUCGAUUAUUAUGAGCUAUUACAGGUGAACUGGGACGCAUCUGCAGAGGAAAUCAAAAAGGCAUACAGAAAGAAGGCCCUCGAGUUGCAUCCGGAUAGAAAUUAUGGAAAUGUGGAAUAUGCUACAAAGCUCUUUGCAGAGAUUCAGUCUGCGUACGAAGUUUUGUCAGAUCCUCAGGAGCGCUCAUGGUACGAUGCACAUCGAGAUGUCUUGUUAGGAAGCCAGACUGGCACCGGAGUGUCUGAAGUUGCGAGUAAUUUGCGCAUGACCACAGCAGACGACAUUUAUAGGGUCUUUUCAAGCUUCAGCCCACAAAUGGAAUUUUCAGAUGCCUCGGAUGGAUUCUAUGGCGGUCUCCGUGAGAUAUUCUCUCGUCUUGCGAUGGAAGAGGAGAUCGCAUGCCGCGGGCAAAACUCGGAUAUAACUGCCUACCCUACAUUUGGAUGUCACAGUGAUGACUUUGAGGGGGUUGUUCGCCCAUUCUAUGUCGUGUGGGGGGGCUUUUCUACAAGCAAGUCUUUCGCUUGGAAAGAUGUUCAUCGAUACUCAGAAGCUCCGGACCGCCGUGUCCGUAGGCUGAUGGAGAAGGAAAACAAGCGCCUGAGGGAUGAGGGCAUCCGUGAAUUCAAUGAUGCCGUUCGAUCGCUCGUAGCUUUUGUGAAAAAGCGCGAUCCGCGAUACAAGUCCAAUACCCAAAGUGAAUCACAACGCCAAGAAUUUCUUCGACAAUCAGCUGCAGCACAAGCUGCCAAAUCACGAGCAGCAAACCAAGCUAGGCUACGAGACCAUAUCACACAAGACUGGGCAAAGUCAGAAGACCUUGAAGACGACGAGUCAGUGAGUUCUGAGGCUGAAAUGGAGUACUUUGACUGUGUUGUUUGUCGGAAAAGUUUCAAGAGUAUGAAGCAGCUUGAAGCACAUGAGCGGAGCAAGAAACACAUUAAAGCUAUCAAGCAGCUUCAAAAGGAAAUGAGGCAUGAAAAUAAAGAGCUGGGCCUAGAGGAGGAUCCGUCGGAGUAUGAAGCACAGGCCACAAUAACAAUCCCCUACGAAUAUGGGUCAGUUACUGCAUUAAAGCCCGACGAUCCAUCAUUUGCAUCUCCUUCGCCCGACGCGGUCCCCGGCGACAAUGACACUGAAAGUUGUUUAGCCCCCCAUAGAAACACUGGCGAUGGAAUUGAUUCAUGGGUGAAUACAGAGCAUGUGUCGCAAAUGAGUCUACAGGAAAAUUCAAAUCCAACUUCAGAAGAUGAAUUGGACUAUGUGUCAAGGGACAUUAUCGAGGGUCGGCUCCAAUUGACAGAUCAUCUAACACGGGAUACAACAGAUGCGGCGGGUGGAUUGUCUCAGAAUCUCUCUGGUCUAGAUCUUAGUGCCUCCCAAUCAACGAUCCACAAAAUAGGGAAAGCCAAACAGAAGCGCAUGAAAAAAGACCAAAAGAUAAAGGACCAGUCUCAAGACAUGAAAUGUGCUACUUGCAGCGCUUCCUUUCUCUCUCGAACCCAAUUGUUUUCCCAUAUCAGGGAGUUUGGUCACGCGCAGCCUCAAAGAGUUACCCAACAUAAGAAAAAGAAUUGA